UGGGCGGGCCGCCCAACGCGACACGGCCCGACCCAACCCGGCCACCCGACAUAUUUACCAAAAAAAUAAAAACUUAAAAUAAUUAUUAUUAAAUGGAAAUUUAUUAUCUGUGCUUAAUGCUCAUUCAAAAAAAUAAGAAAAGAGAAAAAUUAUAGCGCGCGACCAAUAUUCGAAAUUUAAAAUUAGUGAAAAAAUAAAGUGUUUAAAAAUUGUUGGUAGUGGCUGUGUUGUCUAUUUGGUGUUAACUUUAUAUAGGGAAUAUAAUAGAUAGAAGAUUAAUGAUCCACUUUUAUAACGCAAAAUAAGUAUUUAUUAAAAUAUACCUUUUCCAUAAUUUAAAAGAAUUUACUAAGUGUUGACUAUUCGGACCAAAUAAUCCUAUUCCAAAUGUCCAUCGAAUUUAAAAUUAUUAGUGUAUUAAAUGUUUAAAUGUCAAUUUAUAAAUAUCACAUCUUAUUAUAAAGUGUUACUAAGUGUCCCUAAGUGUGAAGUGUAGUGAAGUCCUAUUGUGAAGUGUUAGAAUGUGAAUCACGAUGAUGAAAUGGCAGGUUACACUGUGUUGUGUUGUGAUGGGCUUCUGGCAGGGAGAGAACUUCAGAUCCGACAGCAAAAUGGCUCUUUUACCCGGGAAAAAUGUGCUGCACAUAAUCCCGGAAUUCCUGGGCCAAACUGCACCGCCAACUCCCGGAUUGGCCACCAAUGUCCCGGAUUAUGCCAGUAUCGGUUCGCUAGAACAGGACCAGAUUAUUUCAUCCUCAGUCGAGACUACAAACUUCGAAACCAUUCCUACUGCUUAUGACACUCCAGAGCCACCGGACCUUCACCCGGUGCUGCACGCGGGACUGCCCCGGGGGCUGGCCGUCACCCCCCUCCCUCUCCCUGAGGGGGACCAUGAGGUCGUCUUCAAUGUCACCUGGUUGCCCACUUCAGGUCAACCAGCGAAAGAUUACUCUAUAGAAGUGAUUAGUGACACCAACACUGAAGACUGUCGGUCACCUAUCUGUUACGAGUACGACAUUAACGGGGACUCGCUAUGGCACUUAGUGCCGACCCUGCGCAACCCGGUAGCGGAGACAUGCGCGAUCCGCCCCGGCUGCGCGUACCGUGUGCGGCUCAUCGCGCACCCCUGGGACGGACACUCUUCCAUCAACCUGAGAGUGCAGCUCGAUGAAUGCGUCGCGGGUAUAUGCUCGUGCGCGCACGCAACACGGCUGCCAAUUCCAUCGGUGCGCGCGCACACGCUCUCCGUACAGGGCGAGAUCAUGGCUAAAGUCAGCUGGUCGCUGCCCCCGCCUCGCUACCCGCUCCGCUUGCCGCGCGGGUUACAGAAACAAUACUAUUAUGUCAGUAUUGGCAGACAAAUGGUGCCAGACGCGCAUCCACUCCCCUGGUUCUCGCACACCGUCUCCCGUCAGGUGGAGGUGGACGGUCCAGUGGACUCCGGAGACGACACUAGAUGGAUACUCCUACCGAUAGUGGAGCGCAGUGGAGCGCGUGGCGGACGUGGCAAGGAGUCGAGACCUAUUGUGCUUGACGUCAAACUCCUCGCGAGAGUCAGUCUAGUUGAUGAGAGGGGAUGUGUAGGGCCAGCGGGGAACGCUACUGCCUAUGAUCCGGCAGAAGCCAACAAAGUACAAAUUGGGACUUACGCGCUAUGGGCAGCUUUCGGCGGUGCAUGCGUACUGGCGAUGGCGGCCAUCUUGGCGGUCGGCGCGCGCGCAGUCAAGCGGGUGUUGCACGCUCUCCGCCCCGCUCCUGUCUCCGGUCCGCUCGAGCCACUGAGGCGUAGGCCUGCCUGGUUCCCUUUGCAGCUGCGUACGAACAACGAUCCACCAGUGCGAGGACAGAUGGAACAGAGCCCACUGUACGUUCAAAAACGUUUUGAGACUGAGGAAGACGAAGAAGAGGGUGACGAAUGGGAAGUGAAGCGGUCUCGUGUGCACCUGGGGAGCCUGAUCGGUAGCGGCGCGUUCGGCAGGGUGCACGCUGCCACCCUCGACCUGCCGGGUGGAGAGACCAUCACUGUCGCUGCUAAGAUGCUGACUGACAACGUAACUGAAGAAGAGAUGCAGGAUUUCCUGCGAGAGAUAAACAUGUUGAAGCAUGUUGGGUACCACAAACACGUGAUACGCCUCAUUGGUUGUUGUACAAAGCGACCUCCACUCAUAGCCUUGUUGGAACAUGCACCAAGGGGGGACUUGCUGAGUCUUCUACGAGCCGCCCGUGGGCGACGAAGAGGGGAUGAGGGAUCCAACGUCACUCGGCGAGUCGGGAGUGAUACCACCGGUCGACCGUCUGAGGGUGACUCGGAGUACACAAACUUGAGUGAUUCGGAUCCUCCUCUGACGGACGAGAAGCCAUCUGGUGGAGGGCCACAGACCAAGGACCACUAUGUGGCGGAACCAGCCCUGCACUUAGAUAGCAGUGUAAUGAGGGACUACGCACUCCAAGUCGCGCUCGGCAUGAGACAUUUGGAAGAGAGAGGAAUUACUCAUAGAGACCUCGCAGCCCGAAACAUCUUAGUAGACGGCGCAGGAGUUUUAAAAGUGGCAGACUUCGGUCUGUCUCGCUCAGGGGUGUACGUUCACACGCGGUCGCGGCCGGUGCCCCUCCGGUGGCUCGCCCCUGAGGCCAUCAUACAGUCUCAGUAUUCCAACGCCACUGAUGUCUGGGCGUUCGCAGUGCUACUCUGGGAGAUCGCUACUUUAGGCGGGUUUCCCUACGCAGAGCUGAGCAACCACGAAGUCCCCCCAUUCCUGGCGCAAGGGGGUCGCUUGCCCAAGCCAGCGCGUGCCUCGGCGCGCCUCUACGAGCUCAUGGUGGAGUGCUGGAACCCAGACCCCCUCGCGCGGCCCACCUUCGCGCAAUUGGUGGACCGGCUAACAAUCCAGAAGCAACUAUACGUGGACCUAGACAGCGUUUUGGACGAGCAGUUUCUUGAGCUACAAGAACUAUACGACCGGUGACAAUUUUGUCCGGCAAAAUAGUUGCGGUAAAUCUACAAGAAGUCACAUCGAAAAAAAAUAGAAAAAAAAAACAGUGACUACAAGACUGAAUGUUUUAUUGUUAUUGUCAUUGUACCCCAGCGAUGCACGGUAAACGUUUAACAAUUA
Molecule: messenger RNA, 3113 nt
Organism: Pectinophora gossypiella (pink bollworm)
Lineage: Eukaryota; Metazoa; Arthropoda; Insecta; Lepidoptera; Gelechiidae
Product: fibroblast growth factor receptor 3-like
Exons: 15
Coding region: 534-2966 (810 amino acids)
Biological process (GO): positive regulation of kinase activity; protein phosphorylation; cell surface receptor protein tyrosine kinase signaling pathway
Cellular component (GO): signaling receptor complex
Molecular function (GO): transmembrane receptor protein tyrosine kinase activity; ATP binding
Source: RefSeq, a predicted model, not a curated record